GAACACAAUUUGAUCGGAACAGGCGAACGCCCCGCCUUAGACCUCUCUCGGCCGGUCGCUAAUCCCCUGGCGACCGGCCGCCGGAGCGUCUCGUCACCUGUCACAGCUUAGCCGCCUCUCGCCCGCCCGCCUGGAGUGGUGGGGAUGACUCGCGUAACGAAAUAGAGAGUAACGAAAUCAAGAAAUGACUGUAUGUACGACUUGGUAAUGUUGUUUAUUUAGACGUCACAUUUUAUCAAAGUUCUAUCAAAAAUCUAUCUAGAUUUAUGAGAUGCUAGAUUUAUUUCAUUUAUGUGACAUGGCUUAUGAAGAUUAGAAACUUCCUUUGUGUUGAAUACUUUGCUGACGCUCGAGUCAAAUGGACAUUUCUCUUUUUGGGAUGUACAAAUGCCAAUUUGUCGCUAAAUUGGCAAAUGGACGUGCUUUCGUGCUACUAAAUAGAGUGGAUAGUGGCAUUUCUCGCUCUUCUGGAGUGAAUGUUACUUGGUGACAUAACCCUACGAUCAACAGCUUCUCAUCGACAAGGAUGCGACGUUUACUGAGGGCCAUGGAGGCGAGCGACACGAUGAGCUGAGUGCGGCCCGGGUGCCCCUGUGGGUGCCCCUGCGGGUGCCCCUGUGGGUGCCCCUGUGGGUGCCGCGCGCGGUGCCCCUGCGGGUGCCCCUGUGGGUGCCAAAAGGCGCGGACAUGACGGCGGCGGGGCCCGGGCGGUGAGGCGGCGCGGCCGCGGAGGGGCGGCGAGGCCGGCGGCCACCUCACCUCGACGAUGGCGCGCCCCGGCCCCGGCGGCGGCCCCGGCGGAGGCCCGGGCGGCGGCCCGGGCCAGGGCCCCGGCCAGGGCUCCGGCGGCGGCCCCGGGUCGCUGCGGCUGCCGCUGGCCGCGCUCUGGCUGUGCCUGCUGGCCGCGCUGGCGCCGCUCGCGGGCCGCGCCGACGCCCAGCGGCCCACCUCGACGGGUGGCAAGGACCGCCACGACGUGUACAUCGCCGGCUUCUUCCCCUUCGCCCGGAACGUGCCCGAGUCGCGGGUGGGCCGCGGAGUGAUGCCGUCCGUCAAGCUCGCCGUGGACCACAUCAACGAGAACCAGAACGUGCUGCGCAACUACCGGCUGCACAUGUGGUGGAACGACACGCAGUGUAACGCGGCUGUGGGAGUGAAGGCAUUCUUCGACAUGAUGCACAAGGGCCCCCCAAAGGUCAUGUUGUUUGGGGCGGCCUGCACGCACGUGACGGAUCCCAUCGCCAAGGCGUCCAAACACUGGCAUCUCACUCAGCUGUCGUACGCGGACACCCAUCCCAUGUUCACGGCGGAGAACUUUCCCAACUUCUUCCGCGUCGUGCCGAGCGAGAACGCCUUCAACCUGCCACGCCUCAAGCUUCUGCAGCAGUUCAACUGGACCCGGGUCGGCACCAUCUAUCAGAACGAGCCGCGCUACUCACUGGCACACAACAGGCUGGUGGCGGACUUAGACACCAUGGGCUUCCAGGUGGAGGAAGCCCAAAGCUUUGCCACAGACGUUUCUGCUGCCAUCAAAAAGCUCAAGGAUAAGGACAUCCGAAUAGUUCUUGGGAAUUUCAACGAGACCUGGGCCAAGAGAGUAUUCUGUGAGGCGCACAAAGUGGGCAUGUUCGGGCGCAAGUACCAAUGGUUGAUUAUGGGCGCUUACACCGUGGACUGGUGGAAGGAGACGGAUGAAGCGUUGGAGUGCGCCCAGGAAGAUCUGAGGACAUCGCUGGAGGGCUGCAUUCUGACUGAUCUGCUACCGCUGUCAACGUCAGGGGAGAUCACCGUCUCUGGCAUCGGACCGGUGCGCUUCUACGACAACGAGAGAAAAGCCAGCAUUCUCCUGAAGCAGUUUCAAGGUGGUGAAGAGAUCAAGGUGGGCGAGUUCAACGGCGUGACUGAGCAGCUGGACCUGUCGCGGGGCCAGCCCGUGCUGUGGCAGGGUGGCCGCGGCAUACCACCUAAGGACCGCACGCUGCAGCAGAUUCAGCACUCACAGAUCAACCUCACCGUGUACGUGCUGCUCGCCUCGUGCGCGUCGGUCGGCAUGCUCCUGGGCUCCUUCUUCCUCAUCGUCAACAUCCGCUACCGGGACCAGAGGUACAUCAAGAUGUCAUCGCCACACCUCAACAACCUCAUCAUCGUGGGCUGCCUCCUAACGUACUCGUCCGUCAUCUUCCUGGGACUCGACUCGCAACUCACGAGCAUCGAGACGUUCCCCUACAUCUGCACGGCACGCGCCUGGCUGCUCAUGGCUGGCUUCUCACUCGCUUUCGGCGCCAUGUUCUCCAAGACGUGGCGGGUGCACUCCAUCUUCACGGACGUCAAGCUCAAUAAGAAGCGUUCCUGGCGUGGGAGACGAGGCACGUCAGCAUCCCAGCACUCAAUGACUCCAAGUACGUUGGUAUGUCGGUGUACAACGUCGUCAUCAUGUGCGUGAUGGGAGCUGCCAUCUCGUUCGUCCUUUCGGACAAGCAGGAGGCGUCCUUUAUCAUCAUCUCCUCCUUCAUCCUCUUCUGCACGACGGCCACCCUCUGCCUCGUGUUCGUCCCGAAGAUCGUGGAGCUGCGGCGCAACCCGCAGGGCGCCAUCGACAAGAGGAUGAUCCGCGCGACCCUGCGGCCCAUGUCCAAGAGGAGGGACUCGACCACCAGCGAGAUGGAAGAGAGAAUUCAAGAGGCCAAGGCGCUUAACGCCAAGAAUAGGAAACUGCUCCUGGACCGAGAGAGCGAGUAUCAGAUGCUGGUGAGGAGAGUUGGAAUGGACGGGCAGACUGUAAUAGAGGGUGAACCAAUGGACAGGUUGGCCGUGCCAAAAACAGAAACCCUCAUUAGAAGAGAAGGAGUGCUGGGUGCGCCUUCGGCCACCGAAACGACUGAUAUCAGUUCCAUCAACUCUUCGGCGGAGACCGAGUACGUCAGCCUUGGUGCAGAGACUCCCGGCCAGAGCCGGAAGAGAUCGUUGGUAGCAGCAGCGAAGAUCGCCGAGGAAAGCCGACGAGGUUCGAUAGCUGCUAUUGCGGAGCAGACUCCGAGCAGACGACCUUCCACCCACGAUAUCUCGGGGGGUCUCUACGUGCGGGAGGCUAGCCGCGACUCGGAGCCCCGGGAGGAUGACGAGGACGGCGCGGGCAGGUACCCACCAUCCUCGCCGCCCUCCUCCACGACGGGCGGCCCGGGCGGCGGCGCUCAGCUCUCAAAGGUUGUGUCGUUUAGCGACGUUACGGACACGCCGUACGACGACGGCGACUACGACGACGAGGGCGAGGACGAGGAGGCGGCGGUGACAACGCCGCGGCACCGUGCGCACCACCACCGCGGCCACCGCCACUCGACGGCCGCGGGAACAGGGGCGUCGCCGGGGUCGGCCGGCGGCCAGGGCGCGGCGGUGCGACGCCGGAGCUCGGUGAAGAGCUCGAGUGAGAGUGGAAGUGCGGGCGGGCAGUGCGCCAAGCGCAGGACUAGCGUGCCGGCUGCCAUGAUGAGGGUGGGCGAGUCGCACACGCUGGGCCGCCGUAGCCCCAGGAACCCCCAGUUCGUGCACCAGGACGAGCUGUGGCUUUCGCAGCGGCCGUCCAGGAACACGUCACCUAGUGGGUCGAGCACGCCGCCGCAGCACUCGGGUGCGCACACGCCCCACGCCCGCGGCGGCUCACCGCACGCCUCGAGCCCUUACCUGCUCAACGGCGGGGACGAGGACGAGCGUGACAUCCGGGACCGGGACCGGGGGACGGCGCUGCACUACCUCAGCAACAACUCCUCCACGCCCAGCGUCCCGGCCGCCGUCAUGGCGGAGCGCGAGCGCGCUUACGACUACGGCUCUGAGCGGGGCUCGGACCGGGGGUCGGACCGCGGCUCGGACCGGGGAUCCUCCGGAGGACUGAUCCAGAGGGCGGCGUCGGAGCGGAGCCGGGAGAAGUGCUGCCACCACGGCGGCGGUGCGUCCGCGCCCCACCACCACCACUACCCGGCCUCGCAGCCCAACCACCACCACCACCACCAUCACCACCACUCGCACCACCACCACCAUUCCCGGGGGCGGUCGAGUACGGGUGGGUCUGCCGAGGACGCCUCGGUAGCAGUGGUGAGCGUCGGGCCUGACCGGUCCUGUACGCGGCACGCGCCCUACCGCCCCGCGCUGCAGCAGCAGUCCUCGCUCGGCCACGUGCAGAGCACCCCCGACGUGGCGCGCCCAUACGCGCACCAUCACCGAGACCAUCGCGACCGCCAGCACCACCACGAGGGCGGCGGUUUGAACUCUGCCGUGUCGGAAGGCGAGCUCCUCGAUCUAGCGAUCCUCCCUAUUUUCCAAAAACUGCUGACGGAGCGUCACAAGUCUCGGUCAGGCUACGGCGCGUCCGUCGCCAGUUGCCCGAACAUCUCGAUCAAGUGCGACAUAGUCGAGUAUUUGUGACGAGCAUCGCGAUGCGUGCGUGUGCCUUUGGACUUCUUUUACUGAAUUUAAAAUUGCGAUUAUUAUUGCGAGAGUGUUGUUGUACUCGAUGUCAAUUUGUUUGCGUUUUAUGUCUCAUCUUUGUUUUCUCAACUUAAAUUACUGUCACAAAUGGUGAGUGGUUUCGGUGCGAAAAUGUAAACAAUUGUUUGUGUAUAAUGUGAGUGUGAAAGAGUUAACCCAGGCAGGCCCGGUUAGUGAAUGAAUGAGUCGUCUGGCUCUAGACCUACUUUCCUUACGGCUGUCUACGACAUUAUCCCCUCCCCCCCUCCCCCUUCCCAGCCCCUUUCUCGCCUUUCCCUUUCCCUCCCCUUUCU
This is a messenger RNA of Frankliniella occidentalis (western flower thrips), 4772 nucleotides long. RefSeq names its product gamma-aminobutyric acid type B receptor subunit 2 (gene GABA-B-R2). Gene Ontology annotation, cellular component: G protein-coupled receptor heterodimeric complex; membrane. NCBI's taxonomy places the organism in Eukaryota, Metazoa, Arthropoda, Insecta, Thysanoptera, Thripidae. Gene Ontology annotation, biological process: gamma-aminobutyric acid signaling pathway; G protein-coupled receptor signaling pathway. Gene Ontology annotation, molecular function: G protein-coupled GABA receptor activity. The record is from RefSeq and is a predicted model, not a curated record.